ACGGCCUUAUGUGCCGUGGUGCGCUAUUUUCAAGAACAAGUUCAGAAAAUUGCCCUAGCUUGCCUCAGGAUAUCCUCUAGCUUUGGAUAGUACUUGCGAGUAUCACGCCGUCCGUAAUGAUUAGAGCGCAAACUAUCGUGGCACGUACACCAACUGCGCUUCUCGCCUCUCUUGACCGUUUUCAUUUGCUCUCCAAAGCGAAAGGUAGUACGCUCCUCUUUGCCCUUUCCGCUCCCUCAGACACUCUGUCUGUGAUAACUUCUCAUUUGAAUUCUCAUUUUCCUCGCCACAUUGGAUGUCUAUCGUCACCACUACCGGCGUACCGUUCGCACAUCAUGUGUGCUGUCGCUCUGCUAGAUGGAAUCACAUUCCGAUCGACGAUUGCUGGUCGCGCUGUUCCUCAGGUUGGCCGAUGGCAUGCUGCAAGGCGCUCAAGUCAACAACCACUACCCGCAGCACAAUCAAACGUUUUUGGCGAAUUUAGUGGAGAUCUGGGCCGAGUUAACUGGGAGGACAUAUGGGAUAGGAGCGCCGGAUCUGCUCAGGAACUGCCUGUGGAGCUGAGAAUGGCGAGACCUGACGAUGUGUCUUCUAUACUCUAUUUCUCGGAUAAAGCCCCGGAGGGCAUCGCGAAGGCAUUGAAGGUCACUUUUCCGCAUUCAAAUGAGUUAGGUUUUUUGGCGUCCUCGACUCCUUUCAUCACAGGUCGACCAGUGACGCUUUUCCACGAUGGCGAGGUCUAUUCAGAUGGAGCAAUCGGAAUUGCCCUUCAGCCUUCUCUGGGCCAUACUUCACUGACAGUCGAGUUUCCUGGUCUGGUGGAUCUGACUCCGGAAUUGCAAAUAACAAGUUCUGGGGGAAAUCUUAUACUCACGGUUGAUAAUGGAAACCCUACACGUCUCCUCCUUGCUGCAAUGAAUAAACACGGCCUUGACGGCCGUGACGUCUUGCUCAAGGAUCAAGAGUUUUAUGUUGGCGUCAUGAGUCACGGCAAGGUAGAACGAUUACACCGUAUAACCUCAGGUGAUCCUUCACGCGGCACCAUAGCCCUCGAGACAACGAGUGCGCCACCACCGGGCUCCGUCAUGAGAAUGCUCUAUUUGCCACGGAGGGAUGAAAUAGCCUUGAACUUGGAGUCAACACAUGGAAACGCGUCCCUUUCCUUCAUUGCGACACCUGACUGCAUCGGUGACGAGCCUCCAUCACCAGUCCUUGACACGGACGUCCUGGUAAUUGACGGAAUUUUUGUUGCUGGGUCUGAGAAUGGGUUUACAUUGAGAAGAGGUGCUAAGGAAGAAAGCUGGUCCUGCAAGCUGCCUGGUGGACGAGCUCGCUUGCAUUGGACAUGACACAGGCUGCGGCUGUUGUGGAGUCUUUCAAUUUCUUCUGGGAAACUAGCCACUCGUGGUUCUAUAGUUAUACGUCGUGAUUCAUUCAGGUCUUCUCUCUCUUUUGGCGAUUGGUUUUACCAUGUUUCUCAUGUGUUGUUUUGUCCAUGAUAGCUUCCCCUUUGAUGUGCAAGCCAGUUGGCAUUAAGUUCC
This is a messenger RNA of Suillus paluster, 1541 nucleotides long. RefSeq lists its product as uncharacterized. The coding region runs from base 117 to 1349 and encodes 410 amino acids. The record is from RefSeq and is a predicted model, not a curated record. The transcript has 6 exons. Lineage: Eukaryota; Fungi; Basidiomycota; Agaricomycetes; Boletales; Suillaceae.